Messenger RNA from Glycine soja, 1438 nucleotides. RefSeq names its product probable beta-1,4-xylosyltransferase IRX10. Gene Ontology annotation, molecular function: glycosyltransferase activity. The record is from RefSeq and is a predicted model, not a curated record. NCBI's taxonomy places the organism in Eukaryota, Viridiplantae, Streptophyta, Magnoliopsida, Fabales, Fabaceae. The transcript has 8 exons. Bases 12 to 1334 code for a protein of 440 amino acids.
AAGCCGCUUCCAUGAGCGCGAGCAACAAAUGGAGAGCAAUGUCGCACCACCAGCAUCAGCCUCUGUGCACGCGCACGCACCAGAUCGGCGCCCUCCUCCUCGUGGCGACCACCUUCUUCUUCACGAGAAUGCUUUCCACCUCCACGCUCUCCACCAGCGUCGUCCACGUGUCGCAACCCCGGUUCCAGUGGGGGCAGUCCCAGCUAUCCCUCAAGAUCUACGUCUACCAAGAAGACGAAAUCGACGGUUUGAAGGAGCUCUUGCGCGGAAGGGACGCUAAGAUCACAGACGAAGCUUGCCUCAAAGGCCAGUGGGGCAGUCAGGUGAAAAUACACAAGUUACUUCUGCAAUCGAAACAACGGACAUGGAAGAAGGAGGAAGCGGAUUUGUUUUUCGUCCCAUCUUAUGUGAAAUGUGCGCGAAUGAUGGGUGGCCUUAACGACAAAGAAAUUAACAGCACCUAUGUCAAAGUCAUAAGUCAAAUGCCGUAUUUUCGAUUAUCUGGAGGCCGCAACCAUAUAUUUGUUUUCCCCAGUGGAGCUGGUGCUCAUUUGUUCAAGUCAUGGGCAACGUAUAUAAACCGUUCCAUUAUUCUUACGCCAGAGGGGGAUCGGACUGACAAGAGAGAUACAAGUGCCUUUAAUACAUGGAAAGAUAUAAUCAUUCCAGGUAAUAUUGAUGAUGGUAUGACUAAAACUGGGGAUACCACGGUCCAGCCUUUGCCUCUGUCAAAGCGGAAGUACUUAGCUAAUUAUUUAGGGCGUGCACAAGGAAAAGCAGGUCGUCUUAAGCUUAUAGAGCUUUCAAAGCAGUUUCCUGAGAAGUUGGAAUGUCCAGAUUUGAAAUUCAGUGGACCUGACAAGUUGGGAAGGAAAGAAUAUUUUGAACACCUACGCAAUUCCAAGUUUUGCCUCGCUCCACGUGGGGAGUCAUCUUGGACCCUUCGCUUCUACGAGUCCUUUUUUGUGGAAUGUGUUCCAGUUAUAUUAUCAGAUCAAAUAGAAUUGCCAUUCCAGAAUGUCAUCGACUAUAGCCAGAUAUCAAUAAAAUGGCCAUCCAGUCAAAUAGGCCCCGAACUAUUGCAGUACCUGGAAUCUAUACCAGAUGAAGAAAUAGAAAAAAUAAUAGCCCGUGGUCGACAAGUUAGGUGCUGGUGGGUGUAUGCUUCAGAUUCAGAAUCUUGUUCAGCUAUGCGUGGAAUUAUGUGGGAACUUCAAAGGAAAGUGAGGCAAUUUCACCACUCAGCUGAAACAUUUUGGUUGCACAAUGGAUCUAUUGUAAACAGAAACUUGGUUGAAUUUCCCAAAUGGGAACUCCCUGUGCCUUUGCCUUGAUAAGCUAGAAGAUAGUUAAUUUCUUGUAUAAAUUAAUUUUUCUUAUACCUUGAUAUUCCAAUAUUAUUUCUUUACAAGCACAUUUCAGGUGCUCUUGAUUUUCA